AUGCGCGGAUCCUCCCGUGGUCCCUCCUGUUCUGCCGCCCCACCGGGCAGUGCUGGGGACCAGGGGCAGCAGCGACAGCGUCCUCUCCUUCCGCCGGUCGUGCCCCGGGUGCAUCGGUUUCCCCGCCGCUCUCCUCCCGGAAUUCCGGACGAUGCUCCUGACCCGCCGGAGGAGUGGUGGCUAGAGCGGGAUACUUGGACCGCCCCUGCUCAGCCCGGGUUUUUGUUGGGGCGGUGGGCCACAGACACCCCGAUAGUGGCGGACAUUGUCCGGUGGGAGCGGCGCUUGUCAGACGUUGGGGAGUGUCUCUCACUCCUCGCGAUGGUGCUUGACCAACUGGAUGCUGGCCUGCAGAGCAGGCCUGAUGUUGCGCGCAAUCCCCAGCUCGAUGAGGAGCAGCAGGGCGUGGUUCGUGCUGUUGCCGCCCAGUGCCUGUGGACCCUGCUCCACCUGCCGUUGGAGAGUGAGGCCCCCGCCGAGAAUGAGGGCCCGGGUGCGACGCAUUUGUGGAGGGUAGCCAUGGCAGCUGAAGAGGCACCCCUCGGGCUCGUGCCUGCGCUCGCAUCAGUGCUCCAGUGGCUGCGGUGGCGCAUUUACCUUCUGAACAGGGUGUAG
Molecule: messenger RNA, 615 nt
Organism: Closterium sp. Yama58-4
Lineage: Eukaryota; Viridiplantae; Streptophyta; Zygnematophyceae; Desmidiales; Closteriaceae
Source: the annotation of a GenBank genome assembly